Molecule: messenger RNA, 1063 nt
Organism: Drosophila busckii
Lineage: Eukaryota; Metazoa; Arthropoda; Insecta; Diptera; Drosophilidae
Exons: 3
Coding region: 1-999 (332 amino acids)
Source: RefSeq, a predicted model, not a curated record
AUGCGUGUGAGAAUACACCUGCCACUUUUGCUGUUUAUCUGCUUAAGCCAACAGCUACGAACAGCUGCGGAGACGCUGACUGACGACUGGGCCGCGCAGUUGACGGAUGGAGAGGCUCAAGCUCAGACGGAUUUCGAAACGUCUGGAGAUGCCAAUGCGCCGCAUAUACGUAAAAAACGUCUUGUUUGGAUAACUGACGAUGGACGUCUGGCACUGCCGCCAGGCACAACGCUAACAUUUACGCCAACAAUUGCAAUGCCAUUGGUGCGCCAUCCGCCUGAAGGCUUCUUCUCAAAUCUAACCAUCAGUUUUCCCGUCACAAUUGACUUUGAUAAGCUGGGACUGACGGACAAUCAAAAUCCACUGGGUGACUUACCCUUCUUUGCUCGUUCCUUUGGUCAUGGUGCGGGUCAGAUGGUGGGCGAGUAUGUAGCACGGUACUUGCAUGUGCAGAGACGCAAGCGUGACUUGACCAGCGCGGCAGCAGAUAAACCCUACAAGAUUCAGGACACGCUGCAAUUUCCGGAGUUGCCCGCUAACUUUAAGCACAUUUUUCAUGGCGGCGAACGCGUGCUGCUCUAUGGAGUCGUGGAGGACUUUCUAUCCACUUUUGGCAUGGACGGCAAGGCGUGUCUGCUACGCACCAUUUGUGAAAUGCAUUCGCGCAGCUUAGAGAAGUUCGGCGUGUUUGGCGAACUGACCAAGCUGUUCCUAACCGUAACCAAGUCGCCAUUUUCGGAGCUGAUACCAGAAUAUGUGCGUGCACAGCGUGUAGGCGAGGGUAAGCAGGCACCUGGUGAAUGCUUUCCUUAUUACAAGGCCUGUCCAAAAAGUAUUUUCAAGGCCUUGGCUAACAAGUAUAGCGCUCAGUCGGCGACAACAGAGACAACUACAACUACAAACAAACCUGUGGGAGAGUACCAUGAGCAAGAGGCGGUGCUGCUGCCAGAGCAGCAUUCAGAACAAGAACAGCUUAAUACCAAUGCUGUUUACAUGUAGAUUGGAGUCCAGACUAGUUAAACCUCUUUAAGUUUAAGUGGCAGCAACUGUCUCGUGUUGCCAC